This is a messenger RNA of Chara braunii, 1962 nucleotides long. The record is from the annotation of a GenBank genome assembly. Lineage: Eukaryota; Viridiplantae; Streptophyta; Charophyceae; Charales; Characeae.
UGCUGUCCACUUGGUUCCACCGCUGGACCAACCGCUCCACGUGCAACAAUCUACCGCAUGCACGGUUUCAUCACCAUCGGCAACCGAUUCGGCAGCUUCGCCGCCAUCUAUCGCCGGGGAUUCAUCGUCAUGGUCAAUACUUGAGGUGCUCGACCCACUGACGUACACGGACUUCCAGUGGAUGCCCGUUCCCCCGACCGGACGAUUGCUGAAACCGCAUUGCAAUGUGCUCAUGGCACAACUGCGAGAUUACUUGCACACUGCAGUACCAGCUUUGUUGAUGGACGCCGGAGUAGAGGUUGUCGACCUUCACGCUUACAUUGCGAAGAUCGACCGCGAGUUCAAGACGCAACAGUACGACGACAUCGACGCACCAUUGCUAUAUGUACGCAUUCAGAUCGGAGAGGCGACCUGCAACGCCUUGAUCAAUUGCGGAGCAUCUCGCAACUACAUCAGCCAGGACUUCAUGGUGUGCGCCAACCUUGGCCCACGCGUCCGGAGGAAGUCCCAGCCUACGCAAGUCACGUUGGCGGACGGUCACACGCACAAGUCCAUCGACCGGUGCAUUGACAACGUCCCAGUGUACUUUGCCCCUCACGCAAGUGAGGCGGUGUCCUUUGACAUUCUGGACACCAAAUUUGACAUGAUCUUAGGCAUGUCAUGGCUGCGAAGCGAGGAUCAUCCGGUGAACUUCUUCCACCGCACCGUUCACAUUCGUGAUCGGAACGGAGUAUUAGUUCCAUGCACGGUACCUCUUCCUCAUCCUUCGAUCAGCUGCCACGUGGUAUCCGCCGCAAGCAUGCGAGCUUCCAUCAUCAGAGACGACAUCGAGGAGAUGGGGGUGUGUUUUCUCCACGCCCUCCGCCCCAUGACGCUUCAUCGACGAACUCACCUUCGGAUCCACGCAUCACCGAGCUUCUCGACGUCUACAGCGACGUAAGACAUUGUCAGCGACCGCGACACUCGUUUCAUGUCGGCGUUUUGGACUGCUCUCAUGCAGGAGUCCGGCACAACAAUGAAAACAAGUUCGGCUCGACACCCUCAGACAGACGGGCAGACGGAGCGGGCACAUCAGACCGCUCAAAUGAUGCUUCGUACGCUCAUCCGUCCGGACCAGAAAGAUUGGGUUGACCGCCUCCCCGAUAUCGAGUUCGCCUACAACACUUCGGUGCAUCCGGCGAUCGGCGUGACUCCAUUCGAGUUGCACCACGGUGGACGGAAAGGCCGGAUCUUCGCCGACCUUCUCCUCCCUCGACCAACCGACACUGACGCUGCCUUCUCUCCCGCUUCCGUCCGGAAGUACAGGGAAUUGUUGACUCAAGCCCGCGCAAACAUGCAAAAGGCUCAAGUCCGCAUGCAGCAGCAAGCCAAUAGGCGUCGCGUACCAUGUCCCAUCCGCGUCGGUGAUCUGGUUUGGGUCUCCGCGGAAGAGUUUGCACUGGAACAGGAUGUUUCAUGCAAACUGCUUCCCAAGUGGUUUGGACCUUGGUCUGUGACAGCAGCCGCGGGCGAUGAGCCCGAUGRCCCUUCAUUUGUGAUCAACAUUCCAGAGCAUCUGACGGUCCAUCCGGUCUUCCACGCCUCGAAGCUGGCAACAUACACGCCAGCCAAGAGCGACGACUUUCCGGGCCGACGACCGCAGGACCCUCCCUCUAUGGAUGUUCAUCAGGAAGUUGACCGCGUCAUCUCCGAUCGCAAGGACGGCAGCAAGCCGCGGGAGUACAAAGUCACAUUCAAAGCAUGCGAUCGCGACGACACUCGGUGGAUUUCAGGCGCAGAUUUGAAAGCAUCCGCACCACUGAUCUACGCACAUUAUGAAAAGCGGAGGUUAGCUCAGGAAGCUUCACGACCAGCCCCUCCCACCCGGACUGUGGUCCCUCCCUCAGACAGACCGCUUCGCCCUCGCAGGUAAGCUCGGUUCUUCAAGGAGGGAGGGGUGUGGCAUACUGCAUAGCCACACGG